This is a messenger RNA of Acaulospora colombiana, 933 nucleotides long. Lineage: Eukaryota; Fungi; Glomeromycota; Glomeromycetes; Diversisporales; Acaulosporaceae. The record is from the annotation of a GenBank genome assembly.
AUGAGUGAUAAUGAUAAUGGAUUUUAUUCUCCACUGUUUAACAAAAAUAGAUUAUCGAUGCAACUAUCUAGAAUUUCCGAACCCUCUUCUGCUGUCAUUGACGAUGGUCGCAGCACAUGCUCUUCGUCACCCACUUCUGUAUAUUCUACAAUCUCACAUCAACACCAGGAUUCUUACGAAUCGGGUGUAGCGUACACAAAAUACAAAGGUGGUAAUGGUAACGACAAUAGUGAAAUAUCAUCGAUAAUAUCAAAUGGCAUGUCCAAAGAGCACAAGCUUUAUCACUCUAGUUCUCUUAGAUCUAAUAACAAUAUUCACUCUGUGGAAUUAUCCCCAACCGACGCAAACUUCAACAUUGAGGCGCAUUCUACUUCGAUACUUACUUCAAGUUCGCUAGUUACUGUUUCGGAUUCCCACGCCCACAAAAACACGUCGGCAGUUGAACUGCCAGACACACCUUCAAUAUUAUAUCCACUUAAUAACGAUGAAAACGAUAGUGACGAGAAAACUUGUAAUGUAGAAGUAGUUUCCUCAAAAUCGGAUUUUUACAUUAGAGGUGGAAGGGCUGGAUUCUGGAGAGAUUUGUGGCGAAUGAAUAUUAUCAAGGACGGGAAACCGACACCGAAAUUUUGGUUGAUUUUUAUUGGACUUCUCGCUUUAUUAUUAUUGAUUGUAAUUCCAGUAGUAGUCAUUUCAAAUCAACCUCACUCCUCUCCGGCAAAUAAUGGAACUACCAACACAGAUAACAACGGAACUACCAACACAGAUAACAACGGAACUACCAACACAGAUAACAACGGAACCACCAACACAGAUAACAACGGAACCACCAACACAGAUAACAACGGAACCACCGGCACAAAUGAUAAUGGAACCGCUAACACGGAAAAUGAAACCGUUAAUACAAAUAUCAAUGGAACCUCCACCAGAUGA